GGGAAGACGCCCUGGGUGUGUGGGUCUGUGUGUCACAGUCCAGGGUGUCUUUAUUUCCAUGGGCUUCCUGUCUCUCAUGUCUCUAGCCUCUAACUGCAACCGUAUCUUAUUCUUCAUUUUGUCAUAUGCAAAAGUUCAGAAGUUCCUAAUCCAUAAGGAGCCCUCAGGAGCAGAGGAAGCUCACCUGACCAGGCGUUCCCAUGAUGUGGCUGUUUUUAACAACAAGCUACUUGAUUUGUAGAACUUUAAAUGCUGGUGGAUUCUUUAAUUUGGAAAAAGAAGCAAAUCCUGAAGUGUGGAUGAAUAUCAGUGAAAUCAUCACCUAUAACGGCUACCCCAGUGAGGAGUACGAAGUCACCACUCAAGACGGGUACAUACUCAGCGUCAACAGAAUCCCCCGCGGGCGAAGAGACUCUGGGAGCACAGGUGCCCGGCCCGUUGUGUACAUGCAGCAUGCCCUGUUCGCAGACAGUGCUACCUGGCUGGAGAAUUAUGCCAAUGGCAGCCUUGGAUUCCUUCUAGCAGAUGCAGGUUAUGAUGUCUGGAUGGGAAACAGUCGGGGGAACACUUGGUCAAGGAGACACACAACACUCUCAGUGACUGAAGAGGAAUUCUGGGCCUUUAGCUUUGAUGAAAUGGCCAAAUAUGAUCUCCCAGGAAUAAUAGACUUCAUUGUAAAUAAAACUGGUCAGGAGAAGUUGUAUUUCAUUGGACAUUCACUUGGCACUACAAUAGGGUUUGUAGCCUUUGCCACGAUGCCUGAACUGGCACAAAGAAUCAAAAUGAAUUUUGCCCUGGGUCCUGUGUACUCAUUCAGAUAUCCCACAGGCAUUUUCACCAGUGCUCUCCUACUUCCAAAUUCCGCGAUCAAGAGGUUUUUUGGUACCAAAGGUAUCCUUUUAGAAGAUAAUACAGGGAAGUCACCUUCUAUCAAAAUCUGCAACAAUAAAAUAUUAUGGGUGAUAUGUAGUGAAAUUAUGUCCUUAUGGGCUGGAUUCAACAAGAAAAAUAUGAAUAUGAGCCGAAUGGACGUGUAUUUGUCCCAUGCUCCCACAGGAUCAUCAGUACAGAACAUCCUGCACAUAAAACAGCUUUACCGAUCUGAUGAAUUCAGAGCUUAUGACUGGGGAAGUGAAGCUGAGAACAUGCAUCACUACAAUCAGAGUCGUCCGCCACUGUAUCACCUGACUGCCAUGAAAGUGCCUACUGCUAUUUGGGCUGGUGGAAACGAUGUCCUUGUAACACUCAAGGAUGUGGCUUGGAUACUGCCCCAAAUCAGGAAUCUCCGUUACUUCGACCUGUUGCCAGAUUGGAACCACUUUGAUUUCAUAUGGGGCCUCGAUGCUGCUCAACGGGUGUACAGUAAAAUCAUAGAUCUGUUGAAGUUGUAUCCCUGACUGCAGUGCACCUACUUCGUAGUUAAAAGUUGCUUGCAAGCCCACAAGAGGCUUGGGGAAAAAUACUAACCAGCAGUGAGGUCUCCUCCAGCAUCCCUCACCUGCUGCCGCCUCUAAGGCAUUCCCUCGUGACAGCAUCCCAGCUAGGAGUUGUUUCAACUGUGCUGCUCCUUCUCUGCGAAAUGGCCACACCUGAAAUCCCAGCAUCUCUUCCCCGCAGUCAGGGCUAGGUCCUCUUUUUCAAAUAAGAAGGCCUAGUAAACUCUUCUCUGCUAAUUGUCCUCUUGGGAGAGGGGUUAAAAGAGGACUUUCUCUUUCCUAUUUCAAACAUAUACAGUGGCUUCAUACAAAGGAUACCCUCUCCGCAUCCCCUUUUUCAAAGGAUUGAAUGUAAGCAUAGGAGUGCUGACUUCGCGAGAAAGGCCUCGUCAAGGCAGCCGUUUGGGUAUGUAUUUCAGGUGGCUGGCAUCUGGUGGCUUUCUUGAAAUCACAAUCACAGCCGUAGUCACACAGUCAUCUAUAAACAAGCCAGGAAAUAAGCCCGCUCCAAGCAUGAAAAAAGAUAGCAGAAUGGAAAACUAACCAAAUUUAAGCAUUCCAGGAGUUUGUUUUACUAUUUCAAGCUAAGGAAGAAAAAAAGGGAAAAUUGGAAAUGACUAGGAUAAGCUCAAUUUCUAGUUAUUAAAAUUAUUCACAAUAGGUCAUUGCCUUUAAAAGAAGGUUAAAUUAAUAAAGCUUUCUGAAAGUAGUGUACUAGAGCUUGACAGUCAGCAGCAGUCUUCAGCCAUAACACGCGGAAGAACAUUCUUCACUUGUUUUGCUCUGAAGAUAAACUAAACAGCCAUUAUGCCUCAUUAUCAAAGUGGAAUUUAUAUUACUGCAUUUGUACCCUGUAACAUUUAAAGCAGCUUCCAGAAAACCUACUUUUAGAACCAGCGAGAAAGUCACGAGCAAUUUCCAAAGUCUUGCUCUAUUUCAGUCACUAAAUGACUAGACAUUGACUCUAGGAUUUAUUAUAGAGUUCCAAGAGUAGCAUGAAGUUUUAGUGUCACAUCCACAUUCCUGCAUGAUGUGAACUUGGAAAAGUCCUUUACCUUCUAUGAAGAUGUAAUUAAUGGGAAACUGUUGAUGAUCCUCAAGGAAUCAUAAAUAAAGAACACACAUACAUACCUUCAACUGGUUAAUUUAAAACAGGUAAAUAUAAGUCAUCUCAGGAAUAUUUGUGUAUAGGACCAAGGUCUUUGGGUAUUGAACACCACAUAAUUAUUCCUCAUUAAAGAAUCCAUAAUUGAUCAUUUUUAACUUUUAGUUUUAGUGUCUUUAAAAGGGAUGACAAUUUAAAAACUUGGGAAGCAAUUUUAAGUGCAAGUCCUUUUAUAUUUUUAUAAUAUUUAUUUAUCAAGAUCUGACUAAUGUUACUACAGUUUUUCAUGACUUUUAUUGAGCUCUUUCAAAGAUUACAAGGUAGUUUUCAUACAGGUAAUACAUUCUUUUUUAGCCACAUUUAAAUAAAUUAAUCAAAAUUCAAUAAUUUAAUUGAUACAACAAAUAGAACAGGCAUAGCUAACUCUGAGAACAAAUAUCUAAUUCUUAGUAAGCACAUGAUUUAGCUGGAAGGAGUAGAAGGAUAUGGCUACUAGUUAUGGAUGUUUAAGAGGCAUUAAACAUCAGCUAAUACGUUUACAGAGAGGAAAGAGGACAUUGGUUAAUAUAGGAAUCUAGUUAAUUGUAGGUUAAGCGAGCCCCUACGAAUGUGUCUUAUUUGACUCCUGCUAUGACAAUGCUGUGUAAUAAACAAUCGUGAACAAC
Vicugna pacos (alpaca) is the source of this 3206-nucleotide messenger RNA. RefSeq names its product lipase family member N (gene LIPN). Lineage: Eukaryota; Metazoa; Chordata; Mammalia; Artiodactyla; Camelidae. The record is from RefSeq and is a predicted model, not a curated record. Gene Ontology annotation, molecular function: hydrolase activity, acting on ester bonds.